Struthio camelus australis is the source of this 2971-nucleotide messenger RNA. It is a transcript of the gene ARHGAP36, whose product is annotated as Rho GTPase activating protein 36. Lineage: Eukaryota; Metazoa; Chordata; Aves; Struthioniformes; Struthionidae. The record is from RefSeq and is a predicted model, not a curated record. Gene Ontology annotation, biological process: signal transduction.
UGCAUUCAGCUGCAGCCUUCUCCUCUGCACCACUUCUUCACUCCUAGCAGGCAGGGAAGGCUCCCCUCACCUUCUCUACGGGGCAGGACAGGGCUGGACAUAGCAGAGAUGCUGCUUUCAAAAUUGUCAUCCUGAAGGAAGAGAAAGGGGCCCAGGCUGUCUCUGGUCACGCUGCAUGAAGAAAACAAGGAAGAGGAACUUUAUCUCAGCUUUUCUGCAAAGAUACAGCACCAAAAUGCAGCCUGUGCCCCUGCACAGCCUUUCAGAGUUGGAAAGAGCCAGUUUGCAAGAGCUUGCCCUCUACCAGCUUCAGGAAAAGCUGCUUGUUGGAGAUGUCAGCCUGACUAAAGUUGGCCUUAAAGGUAGUAAAUCCAUCCGCCAGAAACUGGAGAGCUUUUCCAAGGAGAAGAAAGACUGCUCUCCUCAGACUUUUGGGAUCCCACUCUUCCAAGUCAUCAACAAUGAUCGCACAUACAAGCAACUGCAGGAAGCGGUGAAGAGCAGUCGCCGGCUCUGCUUGGAAGUGGAAGCAACAGUGAUAAGAUUUCGGGCUCAGAUCCAGAAGAAGUCCUCAAGUGGCAGAAGCUGCGGGCUGGUACCCUGCAGGGUGUUCCCUGAGGAGCCGCUUUCCCCCACUUUUCUUGACAACAGCUCCUGGAGCCAGCGAAGGGGGGCAAUGUCCGUGGACUCCAUCACCGAUCUGAGUGACAACACUUCCAGGCUGCUGGAGGCACUGCAGUUAUCACAUCCCCAUGAGCUGCAUCUGCGGAGAAGCCGGGGCAAGAAAAAGAUGUUGAGCCUCAACCCUAUCGCUUGGCAGGUCCCAAGGAUUGUGGACAGAUGUUGCAAACACAUUGAAAUGCACGGUCUCCAGACAGUGGGCAUCUUCCGGGUUGGGAGCUCCAAGCAAAGCGUUGAGCAGCUGAGGGAAGAGUUUAACCAAGGACUGGAUGUUUUCUUGGAUGAGCAUCAAAGCGUUCAUGAUGUGGCCGCUCUGCUCAAAGAGUUUCUUCGUGACAUGCCGGAUUCACUGAUUCCCAGAGAGCUCUACGAAGCCUUUCUCAGCACAGUAUCCAUGGAGGGCCCAGUGCAGCUUGCCACACUCCAGUUGCUGCUCUUCCUGCUGCCACCCUGCCACAGCGACACACUGUACCGGCUUCUACAGUUCCUCAAUGAGGUGGCCCAGCACGCCGAGAGCUCCCAGGGCCCUGAUGGCCAAGAGAUUCCUGGGAAUAAAAUGACAGUCUCAAACUUGGCCACAAUCUUUGGCCCCAACAUUCUACAGAAAGAGAAGCCUGGAGAGAAGGACUCUAGUGCCAUGGACAUUGAAGACAGCACUGCUGUCAUACGGGUGCUCCAGAGGUUGAUUGAGCACUACCAGGCCUUGUUUAUGGUCUCUCCAGAAAUGCAACAUGACAUCUUAAGGAGACUAUUUCAGACAGACCCUGAUGUCAUAGAUUACCUCUUGCGCAGGAAGUUCAAUACCGUGCUGAGCAUAGAGAGUGAGCCUUUGACAGAGGAGAGUCCACCAUCCCCACUACCCAGUCAGUCCUGCACCCUGGAAAGAAACCAGGUCUCGUCAGAGUUAUACAGCAGUGUCUCAUUCCUAAACCUGGAUGUUGGCAUGUAGCAAGCCUGAGACAGCUCCUGGUACUGCUUUCCAUGGACAGAACUGGGCAAGCUUUCCACCACAAAAAUAAGUCCUCUAUCCCGCUUCAGAGGAGUAGAGAAGUGCAGGGAAUAUGAAUCUCUGUGGGAAAUUCUUUGUUAACAGUAAACGUACCAAAUUGUUCUGGUGGGCAAUGUAUUUGCAGGUUUGCAACAGCAGGUUUGGUUUUUUAAAGCAUGGGUUUGUUGCUAGAUGGCAAUGGCGAACUGCAUGCUUGUGUGGUGAAAGCAGUGGCUGUGCAUGCAGGUAGUGGUAUACGUAGGUGAGCGUGCCCUGCAAGUGAGCCAAAAAGCCUCUGGUGUGUGCUGUGGCCCAUUUGCAAGUUUGAAAUGGUGCAGUGCCUUCAGCACAGCAGAGCCUCUGUGAUCUACUGUUUGCCUCAUAGGUGUUUGAGACUUCUGUCCCCAGAGCUGGACCACUUGACUUUCUCCUGCCCUAUGCAAUUGAAAACUCACACAUCCAGGCCACUUGAGGAGGGCACUCAGCUGAUAUAUAGGUAAUUGUGUGAGAAAAAUACAUUUGUGUAUGAGCUCACAUCUUAGGGUUAGCAACACACAGGAUGGCAGACUGCCAGGUGGUUUUGUGGCAUCUCUGUUUGGGGAGCACAGCCUCUCGCCCUCCGAAUGACUGCCAGGUGAAUGCCACAGGGCAGCAAACUGGAGCAGAUGGAGGAGCAGCAGCGGAGAUCUCUGAAGUGGAAGGCCACAUGUAAGCUUCAUGUCAUGGGAGCUCAGCAGAUGGGACAGAGUCCAAAAUAGCCCUCACCUAUUGCACAUCAGGAGUUUGCUGGGGUAAGUGCACCUGGGCUCUGGUGGAGUUCUGCCCACCUGUCUGCAGCUUGCAGGGCUACUAUAAAUGGGGUGCUGAGGAUAGAAAAUGCAGUUCAGCAUUAUACAGUCUGUGCUUUGGGAUUCUAUUUACUGUUUGUUGUUGUAACAUGGGUAUAUGCAGAGAGGACUCCAUUUUGGAGCUAAAGAAGUACCCAUGCAGACCAAGCAAAGUGCUAUUACUACAAAGAGGCCAUGGUCCCACCAUGUUCAAAAUGAAUCGCAGCUUUUUUUUAAUUUGAAGAUAGGUUUUAAUGGCUCAUUUUAUAGACAGAAAACCCUGUAAUGUCCCCAAAAUGGGGACAUGGUGUAAUAAGUGGGAACGCUGUAUUCUUCAGAUUAUGAACUUUUUUCCUUGAGUUAAUGCUCAGUAAGUAAAACCUCUAGGAUAUUUUAAAGUUUCUGGUGUUUUUUAAUGGUCUUUCACUAAGAACCUAAGAGGCCCCAUCCUCUUGACAUCCUCCCUUCAGACACU